AUGGCCACUGACAUUGCGACGCUCUCGCAGCUGCUCCAGGCCAGCCUGGAUCCUAGUCAAAACAAACAAGCCGAGGCAGCCAUCACACAGGAACAAGCCAAGCCGGGCUUCUCCCUCUCCCUACUCCAAAUCAUCGCCUCAGACUCCAGCCCGCCAAACACACGACUGUCUGCCGCGCUCUACUUCAAAAACUUCAUAAAACGCAACUGGGUGGAUGAAGAUGGCAACUACAAACUGCCCCAGGACGAGGUGGUGGCGAUCAAGAGGGAGCUGAUCGGGCUCAUGGUCUCAGUUCCCGCAAAUCUACAGGCGCAGCUUGGUGAAGCCAUCAGCGCCAUCGCAGACAGCGACUUUUGGGAGCGCUGGGACACCCUCGUCGACGAUCUUAUCUCGCGCCUCACUCCCGAUAACACCACUGUCAACAACGGCGUACUUCAAGUAGCACAUUCCAUCUUCAAGCGCUGGCGGCCUCUCUUCCGGUCCGAUGACCUCUUUACGGAAAUCAAUCACGUCUUGACUAAAUUCGGCACACCGUUCCUGCAACUGCUCGAGAACACCGACAACCUCAUCACGGCCUCUCAAGGUGACCCACAGACGCUCAAGACUGCCUUUGCCACGCUUCAGCUGCUUAUUAAGCUGUUCUAUGAUUUAUCCUGCCAAGACCUCCCGCCUGUCUUCGAAGACCAUAUUGGUGUCAUAUGCGGCCUGCUCCACAAGUACCUGACAUACGAUAACCCUGCGCUACAUACGGACGAUGAAGCCGAGGCUGGACCGCAGGAAUACGUCCGUGCUGGCAUAUUUGAAGCACUUAUGCUCUAUAUCCAAAAGUAUGAAGAUGUAUUUGGACCUCAGUUGGGACCCUUCAUCGAGACUAGCUGGAGUUUCCUCAUGACUGCAGGGCUCGAGAACAAAUACGACAUUGUAGUGAGCAAGGCACUGCAAUUCCUCUCGGCCGUCGCUUCUACACAACAUGCUGAAGCCUUCAAUAACCAGUCCGUCUUGGUUCAGGUGAUUGAAAAGGUAAUUCUACCGAACCUGACCCUACGUGAGUCCGAUGUCGAGAUGUUCGAGGACGAACCCAUCGAAUUCAUCCGCAGGGACCUUGAAGGGGCUGACAAUGAUACCCGCCGGCGUGCUGCCACAGAAUUCCUUCGCAAGCUCAUGAGUCGCUUUGAGGGUCUCGUCACAAGCACCUCGCAAACCUACAUUAACGCAUAUCUACAAAAUUAUGCCUCGGAUCCUGCGAACAAUUGGAAGUCUAAAGAUACUGCAGUCUAUCUUUUCACGGCCAUUGCUUCCAAGGGUGCUACAACUGCAGCACAGGGCAUCUUGACGGUCAACGCGAGUGUGAACAUUUUGGAGUUCUUUCAGACACACAUUGCUAGCGAUUUACAGUCGCAAGAUGCUUCGCCAAUCUUGAAAGUCGAUGCAAUCAAGUUUCUCUACGUGUUUCGUAGCCAGCUGUCACCAGAACUCUGGCGAGCCGCCUUCCCAUUGCUCGUCAAUCAGCUAGGCAAUGAAAAUUACGUCAUUCAUACAUAUGCUGCAAUUGCAGUUGAGCGAGCUCUGUUUAUGACAGACGCUGAUCGACAGCCAAUCAUUCCGCGAUCAGAUGUUGUUGAUUCCUCAAAUCAACUACUCACACAUUUGUUCAAGCUGAUCAUGAAGAACUCGGCUCCCGAGAAAAUUCAAGAGAAUGAGUUCCUCAUGAAGUGUGUCAUGCGCGUCCUGAUCUACAUUCGAGACGGCGUGCUACCUCAUUGUCAGAGCAUUCUACAGAGCUUCAUUGCCAUUGUCAAGGUCAUUCGACACAAUCCCAGUAAUCCGCGUUUCCAAUACUAUCUCUUUGAGGGCAUAGGAGCAUUAGUUCGAUUCGCUGCACCAAAAAAGCCUAGUUUCUUUGAAGAGAAACUCUAUGAGCCCUUUGCGGCCUGUCUCUCGGCAGAUGUCCAGGAAUUCUCCCCUUAUAUCUUCCAAAUCUUCUCGGCUUUGUUAGAGGCAAACCCCUCUGGAGAGCUGAGCCCUUACUAUCGAAGCUUGUUUGAGAUUGUCAUUCAGGGCGCGGUCUGGGAGCAGCGUGGCAAUGUGCCCGCAUUGGCUCGCUUACUGAGUGCCAUGAUUGCGCGGGAUGCUCAACACAUUGUAGCGAACAAACAGCUUGAGCCCAUUCUAGGUGUGUGGCAGAAGUUAGUCGUUACCAAGGCGCAAGAGACUCAUUCUUUCGAGCUGAUCGAGGCUGUCAUCACGCACAUGCCCGCAGCGGCUCUACAGCCCUACUUCACCACUAUCCUGCAAUUAAUGCUGCAAAGAUUGUCUAAUAACAAGACCGAGAACUUUCAGCAGCGCUUCAUUGCUUUCUAUCACUUCUUUUCGGCGCGAUUGGAUCAAGGUCUUGGCACGGAUUAUUUCAUUCAAGUCACCGACCAAAUCCAGCAUGACAUAUUCAAAGCACUUUACUUGCAGGUUAUCUUGCCAGAAACUCAAAAGCUUGCACGACCGACCGAUCGCAAGACCGCUGUGGUCUCUUUUGCUAAAACUCUGGGUGACUCACAAGCCUUUGUUGACAGAUAUCCCAAAGGAUGGCAACUCACGACACAGCGCCUGAUACAGCUCUUGGUCAACCCUCCGGUCCCGACAGCUGCUGAUGACAUCAUUCCCGAUGCAGAUGUGGACGAGCUGGGCUUUGGCGUUGGCUUCACACAGCUGAACACCUGCAAGAAGGCACCUCGCGACCCCUUCCCAGAGAUUACAGAUAUCAAGAGCUGGGUUGGCGAGUAUCUGAAGGGAGCAGAUCAGCGACACCAGGGCCGGAUUGGCAAGAUUGUACAAGAGAGGCUGGAUGCUGAAUCGAAGCAAGCAUUAGUUCAGUACCUGAAUUAG
Messenger RNA from Plenodomus lingam JN3, 2880 nucleotides. RefSeq lists its product as uncharacterized. Gene Ontology annotation, cellular component: nuclear envelope; cytosol. Gene Ontology annotation, molecular function: nuclear export signal receptor activity; small GTPase binding. Lineage: Eukaryota; Fungi; Ascomycota; Dothideomycetes; Pleosporales; Leptosphaeriaceae. The record is from RefSeq and is a predicted model, not a curated record. Gene Ontology annotation, biological process: protein export from nucleus; protein import into nucleus.